AUGUCAUGUGAUGAGGAUAUCGCUGCCAACACAUCGUUCAACCCACCGGAACCACCGAAAGACCACUGGGGUCUGAACACUCCUCUACCGGUGUUCCCUGUCAAGUAUACGUUGCGAAGACAUGAAGGCGUUAUAGAAGUAUGUGGUGACGAUGGCAAACUGAAACCCGACUUCGCCAAGUACUACAUAUCGAAGGAACAGUUCUUGUCCGAUACUGAACGCCUCACGCAGAUGAUUGUUGAUGGUCCGCUAAAAUCGUUCUGUUUUCGUCGUCUCUCAUAUCUCCAGAACAAGUUCCAGUUGCACGUCGAUACUCACAUUCACGCCGCAUCAUCGAUGAACCAGAAGCACUUGCUUCGAUUCAUUAAGAAGAAGAUCCGAACUGAGGCCAAUACCGUGGUACUGGAGAAGGUCCUGGUCCCAUCUUCAACUGCUUCAGAUUCAGAAAACAACAAGCCAGUCACCAUGAAGGAAGUGUUCAAGAAAAUGGGAAUCGACGCCUACGAUCUCUCCGUAGACAUGUACAAUCCAGUUGGCGAGUCGACAUUGCGCGAGAUUUUCAUCAAGACCGACAACUAUGUGGGUGGAAAGUAUUUCGCUGAGGUGCUUAUGGAGGUUCUUUCGGACCUGGAAGACUCAAAGUACCAGCAUGCUGAACCUCGACUGUCUAUAUACGGAAGAAGCAAGGUU
Molecule: messenger RNA, 690 nt
Organism: Ostertagia ostertagi
Lineage: Eukaryota; Metazoa; Nematoda; Chromadorea; Rhabditida; Trichostrongylidae
Source: the annotation of a GenBank genome assembly